CAGGGUGACAAUGUUGACAUCAGACUGGACCGUUGUUUUACUAAUUGUUACUACAUGUAUCUAUGACUAUGGCACGCUUGGAUUUAAAUUUUAUCACGGAACAUGGAAUCAAGCAAUAGAAACAUGUAAAAUGCAGCUAUCAGUGAUAGAAAGUAAUGUUACUAUCUUAAAGCAGCACUUUGUAUUAAGUAACCGUAUGGAAGUUUGGCUUCCUGAGGCAAAGUUUAAGACUUCUUGGAUUCAAAAUUUAGGUAGCCAGGAUUUGACUUCGUAUUCGCACACAGAUGUGUACAAUACAGAAACAUUAGGAGCGUGCCAGCAUCAUUGUCAAAGUCAAGAAAUAUUAUUGUUUUCAUAUAAGAGUCCAGGAUGUAUAUGUCUAUCAGGAUUUAGAAACCCUCAAUACAGUAACAGUCCAGGUAUCGGCGGUAGUGUUGUAUUUCAAACUUUAACAUCGGUACACAUACUUGAUGAAAGUAAAGAGAACUGUGUGACAACAACGUGUUCUAAUAAUGGUGGACUAUACUAUAAAAGAGGACCUCUUAUUUCCGUUUCUUGCGACGCAAGCUACGAUAUUAAAAAUAUCUGUGUAAAUGGAAAAUAUUUUGAAAACUACAAAUCACAAACUGAUGCUGCCGAUAUUUGUAUUCAUCAAAUGAGUUAUUUACCUGGUACCAGUGACAGUGCGUGUAGUGAAAUAGGCCAAGUAACAGACGGAGGUUGGAAAACAGCACCAAUGUGGUCAUCAAUUUUUCGGAGAGAAUAUUCAAAAACAUUCUAUAAUGAAGAUGACCAGUUACUAGCAACACCUACUUCCUGUAAAUUCAGAAAUGUAAACGAUGACUCGAGGAGAAGUGGAGUUUACAGAGAUUGUAAUGAUAUUUUGACAUUUGCAUGUGAGCAAUCAGGCAGGUCCAAUAUGACAAAAGACGUUUUGCCGAAUUCUCAAAGUAAAGUCUCUGAAGCUACUACAGGCUUAGCUGUUGGAUUAGCAUUGGGAAUUUUUCUUAUCACCAUUUCUGUAGCUGCUUUCGUCAUUUUGAAAAGAAAAGGGAAGUGUAACCCAGUAAGUGUCAGCUCACCUAAAACAGGAUAUGAUGCAAGCAAUAUUCAAGUUAAUUCUGAACCGGAAAUAUUUCACGUCCGUGGUUUAAUUACCUAUGAUGAGUAUGCUGUAAUCAACAAAACUUCAAAAGUACAUAUUGAUACAAGUAACAGGAAUAUAGAUGGACUGUGUAUAACACCUUACACAGAGUAUGACAGACUUGCACAUGGAAGAAGUACAUAUAGCAGGCCAUUUCAAAAUACAUAUGAUACUGUCAAUGGUGAACAGGUGACAUCAAUGUAUCAUACAGCUUCUAGUAAACUCAGAAUAUCAGAUAAUCUUGAACAUUAUGAUCAUAUACCUACGAACUGUGAUAAUAUACCUACAUACUGUUAACAUACACGUACGAAAUGUUAUCAGUGAAAUGAAUCUCAGUGAUAUUAUAAUUAAUACUGAACAUUAUUAUUUUUUUUUUACAACUAAUGAAAUAAAAAAAUAUUCAAGCUGAAGCAUUAUUGUUCAGUCGUGAUUAUUGUAAAUGUAUUUCAAACACAUUCGGUCCCAAUAAUUAAGAUCGUUCAAUCCUUAAUGGGUGGAUUUAUAAAUAAAAUCGUAUACUACAAAAGCAUGAAUAAGGUUUUUAAAUUUGAUAUAUGCCUUUUUGUGCUUUGUUACUUCUUUGUUUGUUUUCAUAGUGAUUAAGAUUAUAACACAAUUUUGACUGUU
Molecule: messenger RNA, 1771 nt
Organism: Mytilus trossulus (common blue mussel)
Lineage: Eukaryota; Metazoa; Mollusca; Bivalvia; Mytilida; Mytilidae
Exons: 10
Coding region: 11-1441 (476 amino acids)
Source: RefSeq, a predicted model, not a curated record